Porites lobata is the source of this 677-nucleotide messenger RNA. NCBI's taxonomy places the organism in Eukaryota, Metazoa, Cnidaria, Anthozoa, Scleractinia, Poritidae. The record is from the annotation of a GenBank genome assembly.
AUGGAUGAAGAAGAUACUUACGGCUGCAACUAUCUAGGAACUAUGUAGGCAUGGUGUACAUAGUGUGCCUCCCUACUUCUUCUUGUUUCUUCCCUAGUACUUUUUAAAAGGGUUCAAAUCUAGCCAGUACUGCUAACCAAUUUACAUUUCAAUUUCUCAUUUCUUUUUUUCAUAGAGAAACCCUAAACCCAGAGAGAAGCCAAGAGGUUAAAAAUUACGAUAGAAGCAUGGAAACUGCUAUUGUCUGGCAACUAUAUUCAUCGUUUUUAACAAUAGUGAUACUUUUCACCAUAGCUGGAAAUUCCCUGGUUUGUAUUUUAAUAACACGAAACAGAGCAUUGAAAUCAUCCAUUAACUGGCUUCUUUUCCACCUGGCCAUUGCAGAUUUACUGGCAGCUGUGUUUUUUAUCCCUCCAUGCGUUCUAAGCCACUUUAUUCAUCAUCCAGGUGGCAAGACUGGAAACAUUCUGUGCCUUUUAUUUACCGCUGGUACCUUAGGGCUGGGUAUCUGCCUCAGCGUCGAGCUUUCUACUGGUAUCAGUUGCAUUCGAGCGAUAUUAUGCCACCUUACAUCCAUUUCGGAGCCUUCAACGCAGGUAUUCGUGGUGGCUGCUGUUCCUGCUGUGGAUUUUAGCAAUCUCAUUAAACCUUCCGUCUAUUGUUGUAACAGCCUUUGA